CGGGCUCGCUUCCGGCGGGCUGUGUGCGCGCCGCGGGCGCUGGAGCGUUCUGCGUGGUUGUGCCGCCCGCCUCGGCCUGGUUUUCGCCGCCGCCGGAGUUUGAGGUUCCUGCCAGGUCCUGGCUGCGGCGGGAAGCAAUGCUUCCCGGCCCGCUUCGGCUUUGAUGCGAGAGGAGCAUCCUAGACUCCUUUCCGCGUUCUGAAGGCGCUGAGCCGGGGCAGCCAUGUCCACGGGGUUCUCCUUCGGGACCGGCACGCUAGGUUCCACCACCGUAGCCGCCGGCGGGACUGGCACAGGCGGCGGUUUCUCCUUCGGAACCGGGGCGUCUAGUAACCCUUCUGUGGGCCUCAAUUUUGGAACUCUUGGAAGCACCUCGACUCCAGCAACUACCUCUGCUCCUUCAGGUGGUUUUGGAACUGGGCUCUUUGGAUCUAAGCCUGCCACUGGAUUCACUCUAGGAGGAACAAAUACAGGAACUCCAGCCACUACAUCUGCAUCUACAACAGGUUUCAGUUUAGGAUUCAGUAAACCUGCAGCAUCUGCCACACCAUUUGCUUUGCCUAUUACUUCUACCUCAGCUAGUGGUCUUACCCUUUCAUCUGCUCUGACAUCAACUCCAGCAGCAUCCACAGGAUUUACUCUUAAUAAUUUGGGUGGAACGACAGCCACAACUACGACUGCAUCAACAGGCCUUUCUUUAGGGGGAGCCUUAGCUGGUUUGGGAGGUUCGCUUUUCCAGAGUACAAACACAGCAACAUCAGGUCUUGGACAGAAUGCUUUAAGCUUGGCUUUGGGAACCACAGCAGCUACUUCAACUACAGGCAAUGAAGGCCUUGGUGGUAUAGAUUUUAGUAGUUCAUCAGAUAAAAAGAGUGAUAAAACGGGAACAAGACCAGAGGACAGUAAAGCCCUGAAGGAUGAAAAUCUACCUCCUGUCAUCUGCCAGGAUGUUGAAAAUCUCCAGAAAUUUGUGAAGGAACAAAAACAGGUCCAAGAAGAAAUUAGUAGAAUGUCUUCAAAAGCAAUGCUUAAAGUACAAGAAGAUAUUAAAGCUCUAAAGCAGCUUCUGUCAUUGGCUGCCAGUGGAUUACAGAGAAACACUCUCAAUAUUGACAAAUUGAAAAUAGAAACUGCUCAGGAGUUAAAGAAUGCUGAAAUAGCUUUAAGAACCCAGAAAACACCACCUGGACUCCAACAUGAAAAUGCAGCUCCUGCUGACUACUUCAGAAUCUUGGUUCAGCAGUUUGAGGUACAGCUUCAGCAAUACAGACAGCAGAUUGAAGAACUAGAAAACCAUCUUGCCACUCAAGCAAAUAAUUCACACAUAGCUCCUCAAGAUUUGUCAAUGGCUAUGCAGAAAAUUUAUCAGACAUUUGUAGCUUUAGCUGCACAACUUCAGUCUAUUCAUGAAAAUGUAAAGGUGCUCAAGGAACAGUACCUUGGCUACAGAAAGAUGUUCUUGGGGGAUGCUGUAGAUGUGUUUGAAGCCAGGCGAGCAGAAGUCAAGAAGUGGCAGAAUGCCCCCCGAGUUACUACUGGACCCACCCCUUUCAGCACCAUUCCAAAUGCAGCAGCUGUAGCCAUGGCUGCAACACUUACACAGCAGCAACAGCCUGCUACAGUGAUUACAGAAUACUGACAUUCAGGAUGAAGUGUGUUUUUAUUGACUCAAGGUGUGUUGAAGGCCAAUAGUUUUGUUUGUAUGUAUAAUGAUAAGAAAGAAUACAGGCCUUCUAAAUCAAAUUUGGAAGAAAGUAUAUGCUAGACUUGUUUGUACCUUUUCAAAAUGAACAAAGAAAAAGCAAGAGCAGGAAAAAGAUGUUUCGAGAUGCUCUGUAUUGCACAUUAAGAAAUGUGAAUAGAAAGUUGAGCAGAUAUAAGUCAUUGGUGAGAUACUGGAAUGUAGAUUAUUUUAGUCCUUGGUAUAAUUCCACUUGUUACGAGAGAAUCGUAUUUGUGGUCAGUUCUGCAGUGUUCAGUUUGGUCCUGUGUCUUUCGGAGAUUGCUACUUGUCUUUUCUCCUGCAGUUCCUUUUUUGGUAGGCUUGAAGUUCAAUAUAGAAAAAUAUAGUCUUAAUGGAUAUUGACUUUUUUUUUUACUCAUUCAUACAUUUUUUAGUAAUGCCUACUAUUCUGUAGCAUGUAUCCUUCUGAGAGUUUCAUAUAGUCCAGGAAUAAAUUAUAGUACAAGAUAAGUAAAAAAAAAAACCAAAAAACGUAGAUUGCAUUCAUGCUGCCUCUACAGGGAAGCAUUCUCUGUUUCUCAUUAUUGGCAGUUUAAAAAAUUGUUCUUCACAUUUGGAGAUGACAGAAUUGACUUCUCAUCAGUAAACAGCUGCUGAUGGAUUUACGCCAAGUCCUCUGCAUUCCAUGGCUGGACCCAUGUGAAUAGUGGCUCACAGGAGCACUGUAUAGUAGUUCUCUAGCUGGCUGGAAGGUAGGGUUGUAUUCUCAAAUUAUGGAGAAAAAAGUCAUUUUGGGAUUGAAUCCCUAUCCCAUAAUUAGGAUCCUAACUUCUCAUGAUUCUUUAACCAAUUAAUCAGACCAACCAUAGUCCCAAUUUACUUUUUAGAACCAAUAUCAGUCCUAAAAUAGAUCAGAUAAGCAUAGGUUUGGGUAAGUGUUCCUUGCACAUAAAGGAUUUCCAUUCUAAGUUAGAGAGGUUUGUAGGUUUUCACUCAUACAUUUUGGGCUUAUGAAUAUAUGAAGAUAUAUGUUCAUUUCUCUAAAUAUGAGUGCCUAUUAUGUGCUAGGUUCUGGCAGUAUUAUAGGUAUGGUCUUUGCUUUCUGUGGUGAUGGCGAAUAUAGCUUAAUUUAGAGUAAUCAUGUUGAGGAGCCUUUUUCUCAUUUGCUUUAAUUUUGUGACUUUUGUCAGACUUUGGGGGAACUGGCUGUUUUCUCUGUUCCCUGCAGUUUUGAAACCCACAUAAGAUUUUUUAAUCAGGUGGUAGGGAUUGCAAUUUAUCAACCUAAAAAGUCUUGCAGUGUUUUCAUUUUGAGUUGUAUGAAUUUUUAGAACUGAGAAGCUGAACAAUCAUAACAGUUUUUCAUUUUGUCUUCUCUUUUCCCCUUUGGUUUUUUUAAAGAUCUACCAGGCUCCAUAGUCCAUUCUUUUAUGAUUUCUCCCCAUUUAGAUGUUAGUUAUUUUAGUCAUGCCACCACUGUAGCAAGAUUUAUGUAGUCUGUUAGAUUUGUAUUUAUUUUACACCCUGUUUAGAAACAACUCUAUUAAUUACAUUAUGCAAAUGACUUAUUCCUUAUGUCCUAUGACUUCGAUGAAAUCUUUUUAAAUACCAGUAACAGAUUUUAAAAAUGAUCUAGAUGAAGCUAGGUAAAGCUUGUGUGCUAUUUUUAUAUAUCACUGUUGAUCUGUACAAGAUUUGAGUUGUUAGAGGCAGUUUGCUUUUAUUUGCAUAUGGAAUCUUGACUUCAUUAAUGUAAAAAAGCAGCUAGCUUCUUGGGCUACUACCUUCUGAAGGUGGUGUGUGGUCUUUCUUGGAUGUGGAGGUAUGCACUUAAGUGACUUCUUGAUCAUUCUUCGAUGUUUUUUAAUGAAGAUGUAAUAGGACAGACUUGUGUGAUUUAUGCUUAUUGCUUCUGAAGUCUGAAGAGAAUUGUUGAAAAACCAGCAGGCUAUUUAUGUAUGAAAUAAGCAUGAAUACAUGGGUAAAUUACAUGUUGGUAGAGCUUGAGUACACUUUUCCACCCACCAGUAUUUCUGAAGCCUCUUUAAAAGCUUAAAAUUUACAUUAGGCUUUUUCAGUAUAAUUUUAACUUAGGGUAGAUCGUUUUAAGCUAAUGUGCUGGGGUUAAGUUUUGCUGUUGUGUUUUGACACUUUUAAAAGUUCUUGAUGUUUACAUAAAUAAGACUUUUCUCAUGUGACUUAGCUGCUGUUUUCAAGGAGUACUGAGAUGUUUUGGUAGGAAUUCCUACUUUCCAGCUUUUAGUGUAGGUUUGGACAUUUAAGAUGUAGUGUUAAAUAGGAAACUAAGUAUUUUGUUUUAGUUUCCUGUGGUUUUAUGAUUUUUUGUUGUAUUUAAUAACCAAAGGAACAUUCCCCAUUAAAUCAGUAAGGGAAGUUUUUCAAAUUGGGGAAAAGGCAUUUUUUGUUUUUUUAAGAAAUACUAUUAUUUUAAGAUAUGACUUAUUUUAGAAUAUGACCAAACUAAUUACAUUAGCUAUUUUUGAGUGGUCUGAAAAUUAUUAAAAAUUUUAGCACUUUAGUUCUUUUCCUGUGAAUGCAAUUUUACUUUUUAAAGGGUAGAACUUAUUCUGGAAAAUAUGAAUUAACAGUAUUAAAUUGAUUUUGUUGUGUGUGAGUAUAUUAUACCGUAACUUUUGUAAAAUGUUACUCUACAUGAAGAUUUCACUUUGGGCGAUCAUUGGAAUAUAUUACUACUAACUUGGUUUUGUUUAUGGCACUAAAGAGCCUCUCAUUGAAUGAGUAUUCAGAUUUCGAAACGGACUUCUUGAAUUGUUUACGUAACUUUUGCCUGAAGGAUUUAGAUUCUGCUUUCUAAUAGUGAAACUAAUUUAUAUGCUGGCCAGAGUAUAAUAUAUAUGCUAAUACUUUGGCAUGGGAGAUAUUUAUUAUGAGUCUUUAACUAUUAAAAAUGUUAUACAUUUGCCUACUAGUUUUAUAAAUAAUGUUGCCUUCAGAAUUUGUGUGAAGGUACAAAACUCAAAAUAUCAUGUACCUGUUGUGCAAUGGAAAGUCUUGUCAUCAUUAGAGUUCUUCAUUACCUACAUCCUGAAUAUCGAUGAUUAGAGUUGCUCUUAAAAAUAGACCCUGUCUCAAUAAAAAGCAUGCUAUUUGAGUAACUCUUAUGACUUGUAGGACUGAGGGCUGUGGUGUGCAUUAUUCUCUAGGGUCUUCCACCAGCAGUGCCUCCUAUUAAUAUGUGACACUUAAGUCUCUCAGUGUUAAAGAAACUGGACAUGUGUUUUCUACAUAGUAUUUUUGUUAGAAAUAAGAAAUUAAUAUGCUUAGUUUCUUUUUCCUGUAGUAACAUUUUACAAAAGAGCUGCUUGUCAAGUAUUUUAGUCUCAAAUUGAUCUCAAACUGGGUGUAAAAAUUUUAAUCUUUUUUAAAUUUAUUUUUUAAUAGUAGUAUGAGAACUCUGGCUGCUGUUAGUUCUUAUUCUUUGUUUUCUGGGUGGAAGCUAUUUGAAAAGUCCAGUUUUUGUCCCAGUGUAGCAAAAUGUAGUUCUUCAGGUUUUUUUUUAAUGCUUUAUAAUUUACACUACCUUUUGAAUAUACAAACCUCAUUCAUUGAACAACUUGAAGGCUUUGAAUUCUUUGAAAAUUUUAAAUUUCAAUCUGUAUAUUACUUUGGCAGAUCCCCCAACUUUGAGAUGCACUGAUCACUGUGCUUGAAAAAGACAAGACUGAAGAUUGUACUAUGAAAUUUAUUGAAUAGUUUUCAUAAAUUAUUUAUCAAAUGAGAGAUUUUUAGAUUUUUGUAGUCUGCUUAGUUUUAAAAGUAUAUAGUUAAAAUGAGAGGCAAGUUUGAUGCUAUUCUUGCCAAACAAACUCAGCUAAAAUCUUUCAAGUAACAAAUGGGAAAAGGAUGACUAAUCGUUCUGCAUCUGAGUACAUUUUCCAAAAUGUUGGAAAGAAAUUUCUGAAUUGAAAUCUUGAAUGUAUUGAAUCUGUCAAGGUACACAGCAGUGCCUUUGUAAAUGUUCAUUAUCUAUCUUAUUUAAUCAGGUGAUAAGUGGUGUAAUGUAGCACAGAGCUUAACAAUAGGACUUAAUUAUCACUUUUUGUGAACAAUUUGGAAUUGUCAUGUUACUGUGUAAUUGAUUUGCUUUAAAAUGAACAAUAAAUUUAAUAAAAUAAAA
This is a messenger RNA of Myotis lucifugus (little brown bat), 5843 nucleotides long. RefSeq names its product nucleoporin 58 (gene NUP58). The transcript is spliced from 13 exons. Gene Ontology annotation, cellular component: nuclear pore. NCBI's taxonomy places the organism in Eukaryota, Metazoa, Chordata, Mammalia, Chiroptera, Vespertilionidae. The record is from RefSeq and is a predicted model, not a curated record. Gene Ontology annotation, biological process: nucleocytoplasmic transport. Bases 224 to 1639 code for a protein of 471 amino acids. Gene Ontology annotation, molecular function: structural constituent of nuclear pore.